GGAAACAGCACAUCUCUGUUGACACCCAACUGGACACAUCAGAAGGUCUGUGCUGCUGCAGAAAUCUCCCCAGACGGCAAAAUGGAUUUUUCAGAUGAUUAUUAUGGUCAAUAUUAUAACUACACUGAAUAUAACUACAGUGAUUAUAACUACAGCAAUGUCACUCAACAAGAGGACCCGGUUUUUCAGCACGAAUCAACGUGUGUAAAGGAAGUUUUGUGUGUGUUUUUACUCGUGGUCACCGUGGUGAUCUUUCUGCUGGGCUUCUUCGGAAACGCUCUGGUGAUCUGGAUUUCUGGCUUCAAGAUGACGAAGACGGUCAACACCACCUGGUACCUGAGCCUCGCCAUCUCCGACUUUGUCUUCUGCGCCUCCCUCCCGUUCAGCAUCACGUACAUGGCAAUGGAGAAUUGGGUCCUCGGCCGCUUCAUGUGCAAAUUCACCUCCUCGGUUAUGUCCCUCAACAUGUUCAGCAGCAUCUUCCUCCUGGUGGUCAUCAGCGUGGACCGCUGCGUCUCAGUCGUGUUUCCAGUCUGGGCCCAGAACCAUCGCACUGCUAAUAAAGCGACCGGUGUUGUUUGCAUCUCCUGGCUUCUGGCUGUCGCACUGAGCAUUCCCUCUGUCAUCUUUCGGGAUGUUAACAGUCACUUGGGAAGGACCCAAUGCUACAAUAAUUACUCCUCAUACAAACACAGUCACACGAUAGUUGCAGUGAGCCGCUUCUUUGCAGGGUUUGUUGUCCCGUUUAUUGUCAUCAUCAUCUGCUACUCUAUCAUUAUCCUCAAACUUCGAAACAACAGGAUGACUAAAUCCAACAAACCCUUAAAGGUCAUGUCUGCGCUCGUCGCUGCUUUCUUCGUCUGCUGGCUGCCGUACCACGUGUUCAUCCUACUUGAUAUUAACCAUGAACACUUGGAACAGAGCAUUUUGGUUUCCGGACUCAAAGUAGGCACAUGCAUGGCGGCAGCAAACAGCUUCCUCAACCCGGUGUUGUAUGUGUUUAUGGGCAACGACUUCAAGAGGAAGUUUAAGAGCUCCGUGCUCUCAAAGAUGGAGAACGCGAUGGGAGAGGAGGGCCGCACCACCAGCCGAUACCUGUCCAGGUCCAGCUCCAUGGACGGGAGGGCUUCUACUCACAUCUAAAGAUAUUUAUCUGGUUUCCCUCAGAUAUGCAAUUGAUUGACACAUGAAAUGAAUUAUGUGUAGCUUCAUGGCGCUAAUGAGCUUAUUUGUUGUACUUUUUUUACUGUUGGUAGCAUGGAGAAAGCUGUUGUUCUUCAGGCUCACAAACACAUAAUGUAGUUGAAGAAUGUAAGCUUGAGCCAAUAUUUAAACAUUGGGAAUUGCAAGGUAGACGUAAAUCUCUUGCAGUAGAAAGAAUGUUUUGGGAGCAGUAGUUGUGGAAAGUUCUCCGGCAGUCAUUCCUGCAGCAAAGAGAUUUUUCUUUCUUCUCUAAAAUACAAGGAUUGUAAAAUAUGAGGGAUUCUUCUUUCUGAUAAUAAAUGGUUUUAAUGUGUUAUAAUU
This is a messenger RNA of Trematomus bernacchii (emerald rockcod), 1524 nucleotides long. RefSeq names its product chemokine-like receptor 1. Gene Ontology annotation, cellular component: plasma membrane. Bases 82 to 1143 code for a protein of 353 amino acids. Gene Ontology annotation, molecular function: G protein-coupled receptor activity; complement receptor activity. The transcript is spliced from 2 exons. NCBI's taxonomy places the organism in Eukaryota, Metazoa, Chordata, Actinopteri, Perciformes, Nototheniidae. The record is from RefSeq and is a predicted model, not a curated record. Gene Ontology annotation, biological process: chemotaxis; regulation of calcium-mediated signaling; complement receptor mediated signaling pathway.